Molecule: messenger RNA, 3183 nt
Organism: Acanthaster planci (crown-of-thorns starfish)
Lineage: Eukaryota; Metazoa; Echinodermata; Asteroidea; Valvatida; Acanthasteridae
Gene: tada2a
Product: transcriptional adaptor 2A
Biological process (GO): regulation of transcription by RNA polymerase II; chromatin remodeling
Cellular component (GO): nucleus; SAGA-type complex
Molecular function (GO): chromatin binding; protein binding; transcription coactivator activity
Source: RefSeq, a predicted model, not a curated record
UGAGGGCGCUUAGCAGGUGCCGGAAUAAAAGUAAAAUGUCGACAGCGAACGCGUGAUUCUCACCGUGAUACGUCCAAGUAUUUUCUUUUAUGAGCGUCUUGGAAAGUCAGGGAGGUUGCCAUCGCGUGCGUAGAAGAGACCUUUCCAGCCAGAUUCCUUCAGCAUGGCUCUUGCCUUCCACCCCCUGCACAUGUCUGUUGAUCAUCAGCCGCCGUGCCCAGGCUGUUCCACUUACCUCAUAGAGCCUUACAUCCGAUGCAUGGUCUGUGGGCCACCUUACCUUAACAUCUGCCUCCACUGUUUUUCUAAAGGAUGGGAGAACAGCAAACAUCAAAGCAGCCACAACUACGACAUCAUCACAAAUGAAUUCUCUGUGUUAGACCCUACAUGGACUGCCAAAGACGAGAUGAAACUACUGGAUGCCAUCGGAGACUGUGGAAUUGGAAACUGGCAGGACAUAGCCAAUCAGGUUCCUGGACGGAGCAGGCAAGAGUGCGAACAACAUUACAGCAAGAUCUACAUUGAGAAUGUCAAGCCACCAUUUCCUGACUUUCCUGAGGAGAUGAAAGGGGGCCAGUCUAAAGCUAUACCUUGCAGAUGGAGUGAGGAUCCAGUUCGACCAAUCAGGGAUUCUCAGAAAGCUAUUGACAUGGCUGGCUACCAGCCUGCAAGAGGCGACUUCAACACGGAAUAUGAUAACUAUGCUGAAUGUGAUCUGCGAGAUAUAUAUUUCCACAAUGAGGAUGAUAAACUCUUAACCGAACUGAAGUUUGCUGCGGUAGACAUCCACCAGUCCAGGAAAAAGGAAAGACAGCGAAGGAAAAAGAUCAUCAGAGACUUUGGCCUGAUUAAUCUACCAAAACAAAAUCUGCAAGAGAGGACGCACACAGAGACAGUCCGGAACCUGAUCAACAAACUCAAAUCGUUUGCCAGACUACACACACCACUAGCACAGGAUAAGCUUCUGGAAGGGUUGAUAUAUGAACUUGAUUUGAAGACAGAGAUUGACAGAUUACAGGAAUAUCGCUCCAACGGGAUAAAAAACAUGAUAGGUGCUAGGCUGUAUGACAGACUAAAAAUCAAACGAGCCAAACGGGAAAAGAGACACCACCUGGAUGACGUGUUGGCAACAAGCCAAGAUCCCAUCGCCUGCAAGCAGUGGCUCUUGCGCCAAGCGCUCGUUGAUGCUGGUCACACUGAAUUGCUGCCGAUUCUACCCAGUGGAGGUCGUAAGUCAGCCCCGCCUCUGGACCUGACUGGCUUUGCUGGGUACGAGCGACUCAACGAAAAAGAGAGAGAGCUGUGUGCGACCGUGCGCAUCAUCCCCGAGGCCUACUUCGAGUACAAGCGCAUCUUCCAGACAGAGUGCGAGCGGGUGGGCCACCUCAAGCUGAAGCAGGCCCGCAACCUUAUCAAGAUUGACGUCAACAAGAUCCGUAAACUCUUUGACUUCUUGGUCAAGGAGGGGCUUGUCAACACCAGCUAGCAAGUACUUUUCUCCCGUGUGAGUCAUGGGCAUUGCAAGGGGCUUAAAUAAGGGGGAGGGGCACUCGUUCCCAGAAAACAAAAGCUGAAAAUAGAAAAAAUAGAAAAUGCCAAAGGAAUGGAGAAAUGAGAUUAAAGGUGAUAAGAAUCACUCAUUUAAAAAAAAAAGAAAUUGACCUCUCCCCACUUUUAACAGUUUAUAAGUUCGUUGCUGAUGAGCGCUGUUCCUCCCCCCUAAAAAUCCUAGCAAUGCUCAUGGUGCAAGGUCAUGCUUUAAACAGGACCUCAUUAACAGCAGAGUUGUAACGAGUCUCUAAUUUUGGUGACUCAAGUUGAGUUGUAACAUGGUGACUCACUUGAGUCAUGUUGUAACGCGAGUCGAGUUGCCAAAAGUGACUCAAGUCAGAGUCGAGUUGUAAGAGUGACUCAUUUGAGUCAAGUCAUUGUAAUAUCGUUGAGUUGCCAGAACUUGUGACUCGAGACAGACUCAAAUCGAUUAUAAAAGAGGUCAAGGGUGGCAUUUACCCUUCAUUUACCUAGGAUUUAAGCCCAAAUAAAUAUCUAUCAUUCAAAGAUCCUAAGAUCCUUUUAUUUAUCAAAACCAUGUACACAGGGACCAGUGUUUGUAGCACCAGACCCGUCGUAGUCCAAUGCAAAGAUGUACAAAUCAUUGUUUAUGAGAAAAAAUAUCUUAAUCCAAAUGGUUUGUUCAACCUCAAAACAUUGCUUUGAAAAUCCUGACAAGUAGCAGAAGAAAUCACUUCACAUUAUUCUGGCUUUGUUUGUCUCUCGAUAUAAAAAGGGGGCUACUGAACAUAUUUCAUACAAGCCCUGCGAGACUAAAUUAUGUCAGGUUGUGGCGAAGUCAGGCAAACAUUUGUGACCGGUCAUGACAAAUGAGCAUCAAGUCGCACUCCUUUCUUUUUAUGACAGAAACAGAAGGGAGGUCAUUUCUUGGGUUUUGUAAUUUUUAGAAAGAGUAAGCCUUGUUCUAUUUAAUUCCAAGUUUUUAAUAGGAUCAGAUAUUUGAAAGUCUUUUUUCCCCCAAUUCUGACGAGUACAUUGUUAGUCGUCAGUCAGAAAUGUUGCCACCGGAUUAUCUCGUCAUCACCCUAUUUUUUACUCUGUUUUGCCAUUGGAAAUCUCUUUCUGAUAAAAUCCAAAAACCAAUAUCUCCAUUGUCAAAACCUCUGACUUUAAGCUCAUUUUGUGGUGACAGGUCACAUUUAUCCAGUAAAAGUAACAAGUUUUUUAACAUCGUCCAAUUAUCCAAGCUACAACCAAAGUAAGUUGAAUUUGGGCAGAAAAAUUCGAAACGAUUUGCUGAGAAAUCAUGAUAGUUUGACCAACUCUUUUCUGUCAAAUCGUGACCCUGAAAUUGUAGGAUUUUUUUGGAAGACCUCAAGAGUAAAAAUUUUUAAUCGUUCCGUGUCGGGAAAACAAAAUGAGUUUGUUUCUAUGAGUAAACCAACCUGAGCAGAGCUGAAAUGUGUAAGAAUGUUACACAGAUGUACAGAAUAAGAGCACAGAACAUUCGACUGUGGAGCUAAACUCCCCUGAGAACUAACAAAUAAGUUGUCUGCACACCAGUCUGGGAAAAAAUGAGUGCGUUACUGUCUUUGAAGGUCAAUAUCUAAGGAAGAAAACAGGUGACCAAUAGUGGGUAUUAAAUAUCAACAACCAAGAUGUCCACCAAAG